Charadrius vociferus (killdeer) is the source of this 2102-nucleotide messenger RNA. It is a transcript of the gene SMAD5, whose product is annotated as SMAD family member 5. Gene Ontology annotation, molecular function: RNA polymerase II cis-regulatory region sequence-specific DNA binding; DNA-binding transcription factor activity, RNA polymerase II-specific; I-SMAD binding. Gene Ontology annotation, biological process: BMP signaling pathway; transforming growth factor beta receptor signaling pathway; SMAD protein signal transduction. The coding region runs from base 222 to 1619 and encodes 465 amino acids. The transcript is spliced from 6 exons. Lineage: Eukaryota; Metazoa; Chordata; Aves; Charadriiformes; Charadriidae. The record is from RefSeq and is a predicted model, not a curated record. Gene Ontology annotation, cellular component: heteromeric SMAD protein complex.
AACUAAAUUGGAGGAAUCGAUUAUUAUUUUUAUGUGAAGACUUCAUCACUGACAUCUAUAUGUUCAUUUGUCAAUCUCCAAGAAAUAAUACAGCUCAUCGGUGGCAAUAACUGCUUUUGUUAUACACUGACAUUUAUUUGAAAAAAACCCCACCCCAACAAAUAAACAAAAAAAACCCCCAACAGACAAAACCCAACAAACCUUUUGAAGACUUGUGUCAAAUGACGUCAAUGGCCAGUUUGUUCUCCUUUACUAGCCCAGCUGUAAAGCGUCUGUUGGGCUGGAAACAAGGAGAUGAAGAGGAAAAAUGGGCAGAAAAAGCUGUUGAUGCUUUGGUAAAAAAGCUGAAAAAGAAAAAGGGUGCUAUGGAAGAACUGGAGAAAGCCUUGAGCAGUCCAGGACAGCCCAGCAAGUGUGUUACUAUUCCUCGCUCUUUAGAUGGACGACUUCAAGUUUCUCACAGAAAAGGCCUUCCCCAUGUAAUUUACUGUCGUGUUUGGCGUUGGCCUGAUCUACAGAGCCAUCACGAGCUGAAGCCAUUGGAUAUUUGUGAAUUUCCUUUUGGAUCUAAACAGAAAGAAGUCUGCAUCAAUCCAUACCACUAUAAGAGGGUGGAGAGCCCAGUUCUACCUCCAGUGUUAGUGCCUAGACAUAGUGAAUUCAAUCCACAGCACAGUCUACUAGUUCAGUUCAGGAACCUAAGCCACAAUGAACCACAUAUGCCACACAACGCAACAUUUCCAGAUUCUUUCCAGCAGCCCAACAGCACUCCAUUUUCCAUUUCGCCAAACAGUCCCUAUCCACCUUCUCCAGCCAGCAGCACUUACCCAAGCUCCCCAGCUAGCUCUGGACCAUCUAGUCCGUUUCAGCUACCGGCUGAUACUCCACCUCCUGCAUAUAUGCCCCCUGAUGAUCAAAUGGGGCAGGAUAAUUCUCAGUCUAUGGACACAAGCAAUACAAUGAUCCCUCAAAUCAUGCCAAAUAUAUCAACCAGAGAUGUUCAGCCUGUUGCCUAUGAAGAACCCAAACACUGGUGUUCGAUUGUGUAUUACGAAUUAAAUAAUCGUGUUGGGGAGGCUUUUCAUGCAUCUUCUACAAGUGUCUUAGUAGACGGAUUUACAGAUCCCUCCAAUAAUAAAAACAGGUUCUGCUUAGGUUUGCUCUCAAAUGUUAAUCGCAACUCAACAAUUGAGAACACUAGACGACAUAUUGGAAAAGGAGUUCAUCUCUACUAUGUUGGUGGGGAAGUCUAUGCUGAGUGUUUAAGUGAUAGCAGCAUAUUUGUACAGAGCAGGAACUGCAACUACCACCAUGGCUUUCAUCCGACAACUGUAUGCAAGAUUCCGAGUGGAUGCAGUCUGAAAAUUUUUAACAAUCAGGAGUUCGCUCAGCUUUUGGCUCAGUCUGUCAACCAUGGAUUUGAAGCAGUAUACGAACUCACCAAAAUGUGCACCAUUCGAAUGAGCUUUGUAAAGGGCUGGGGAGCUGAAUAUCACCGACAAGAUGUCACAAGCACCCCAUGCUGGAUAGAAAUUCAUCUCCAUGGGCCUCUCCAGUGGCUGGAUAAAGUACUUACACAAAUGGGUUCUCCUCUUAAUCCCAUCUCAUCUGUUUCAUAGUGCUGAAAUUCUAUCUUCAGCGUUAUUUUUAGCGAACUUAAUCUAAUUCUAGAGAAACUUCCAGUGUGGAUACUGUGAGCUAUAUGGAGAAUGGAUCUUAUGGUUUAACUUUUUUUUUUUUUAAAUCCCUUUGUGACCAAUUCCAUUGUGUAUAGCUAAUCAGUUUUACAUUUCAAUUUGUUCUUGUGAUGCUUAAGUGACAGUUGAGCCCUAAGGGAAAAAAGUCUAUUGAAAAAUUCGGAACGCUUUUCCCCCCCUUACCCUAGAAUUUACAGUCAUAUGUCUUAACUGGAAAAUUUUUUUCUUUUUGUCCUGUAGGGACAAGAAUUAUGAAGACUGACUUCAGAAAAUAAAUACAUAUCAUAGUUUGGGAUUUUUUUUUAAGGUUUAUGAAACUGUUUGAACAUAUGCAGCUGCAGCUUGCAAGCUGUAUUUUUAGCAUAGUUGUUUAACAUCUUAAGUUUGACAUCUGUAAUAAGUAAA